UAUGUACCUACGUAGCAUCGGCAGCAACGGGUGCGCGGGCGCGGGUUCUGCCCGACACAUCGGAUCCUGGGAGCUCUGUAGCUUUGUUAAACUUCUAAGGGUUGUCCUCGUGCUUCUUUCCUCAACUCGACCUUUACAUCAUAGAAAGGUAAUUAUUUAGCUACCGUCUUGGCUAAUACGGUUCCAUCGAAAACGACGCGGAUUCCGAUUUCGAUUUUGAUUCCGACCAAGCCGAUUAUUAUGGAUUCUAUCAUCAUAUUUUAAUUCGUCACUUCAUUCUUGUCCUACUUUUCCCACAGCACCUAUAACCCAUACAACCAAUGCUAUUUACCUGGUACCUAAGCUAAAGGCUCUCCCCUGUUUUAUGAAUAAUAUCUUAGACCCUAUACCGUUGUCGAUCCUCCUGUUCACGAUCUAAUCUGCCAUAUCCCAUAUCCCAUUGACCGAUUUUCUCGACCUCUCGUUUAUCAACAACCGCCGCAGCUCGUACCUCCAGUCCAAUGAACAAUAUCUGCAUCCUUGCGGCCGUCAGUAACGAGGUCGCUCCUAAAACAUGCUUCUCUUGCAUCAGAUAGGCAGUGUCAAGAUCGGUGAAGUCGUCCGUUAUACCAUAACCUAUUCGCCAUCGCACGACCGAAUCCUGCCUUCUCCUGACGUCCUGCACCUACGUAUCCGCAAUACAUGCCCUAUUCCUCUGCGAGCCGCCUUUGUCCACGGACCUUAUACCCUCAGCGUUUCCGCCUAUCCCGCCCACUAUGAUCCGAAUACCAAGUUCGAGAACCCCCGCCGUUACGGUGUCCCUGAAUUUGAGCCUAUGCUCAAGGCCGGCGGCACGUGGUCAUGUCAGUUAAUUGUACCCGACGUUAUCCGCGAGAACGCCGGAAUAGGUGCUGCGCAUGGCGAUUUCAGCUAUAAUACUACAGGCGAAGAAGGUUCGAAAAGCGCAAGUUGGGUGGUAGAAGUUUCAAGUCAGGUCAUUUUCUCUACCAGUGCAGAUGUAGGCUACGAGGUCAUGCUCGCGAGAGAUGAGAAGAGUCUCAACUUAGGCGGUGUACCUGUUAUAGGUGGUCAGGCCCAGGUCCCGCAACCCGGAAGAGUGGUUGAUUUCCAGCAGAGCUUGGGUUCAAAGGAUGGCCAUCAUCCCGCCCAACUGAAAGGUGUCUUCUCGAAAGCUGUUUUUCUCAAGGUCGAGGACACUGCAAGUCUUUGGAACACACCACCGCUGCCCGGCAUUACCGAAUGGGAACAUGGACGUGCUAAGCCAGCAGGUCUUGAAAAGGCAGCCACUAGCGUUGUAGAACCAGCAGCACCAGCAGACACAGAGGAACAAAGUACAAAACAACCACCUCCAAAGAAAGUUCACCUAGUCGUCUUGACGCAUGGACUGCAUAGUAAUCUGGGAUGUGAUAUGCUGUAUAUGAAAGAGAGCAUCGAUGCAGCUGCGAAACAAGCUAAGGCCGACGCAAAAGUAAGGAGAGCACAAGCGAAGGCCAAGAAAGAUAGCGAGCAAGGCGAUCAUUCAGAAGUCACCGAAGAGCAACCUAAAGACAGCAAUCGCGACGGCGACGAUGACGAUGAAUACGACGAAGAGGAGAUCAUAGUACGAGGCUUCCCAGGAAAUGCUACUCGGACAGAAAGGGGCAUUAAGUUUCUGGGCAAACGUUUGGCGCGUUGGGUACUUUCCAUGACAUAUCCAGACCAGCCUUUUCUACCGUCCACGAAGAAAGCGGCAAGCGAGAGCAUUGCGCACGCUUUCAGGGGCGACAACGGGAACGAUGAUACAACUGGAAAGCCCGCACAUCGACACAGCACGAUACAUAAAGGCCACCACCAUAAUGGUGAUCGCAAAUUUCAAAUUACCAGUAUUAGUUUCAUCGGACACUCCCUUGGAGGUCUCAUUCAAGUUUAUGCCAUCGCGUACAUACAAAAACACUCACCUCAUUUCUUCAACUUAAUCAAGCCAAUCAACUUCAUUGCGCUUGCAUCUCCCUUGUUGGGUCUCAGCAACGAGAAUCCAUUAUAUGUCAAGUUCGCACUCGAUUUUGGUCUCGUCGGAAGGACCGGACAGGACCUAGGUCUUACUUGGCGAGCACCAACACUUGCCAGGAGUGGCUGGGGCGCAUUAGUUGGAACCCUUGGGGAAAGUGCUCACAAGAAGGUAAUGGGAGAAGUGCAGCCGGAGUCGAAACCUCUCUUGCGUAUUCUACCCACUGGUCCGGCGCACACCGCUCUGAGAAAAUUUCGCAACCGAACUGUCUAUUCCAACGUGGUGAAUGACGGGAUUGUGCCAUUACGCACAAGUUGCCUCUUAUUUCUAGACUGGCAAGGGCUUGGCCGAGUAGAAAAGGCUCGACGAGAAGCCGGUCUGGUUGAGACAGUAGUUGGGUUUGGGUGGGCAGAGUUGACUGGCGCGAACGUAACAUCACGGAGAAGUCCCUGGUCGCCAACAACUGAGGAGCCUCCAUCGCUCGCACCGUCCGCCGUCGAAUCUGAAUCUUCUCAUAGUGAUUCUCACGAAGUGCCUCAACCGUCAACAAAUGCGAUUCUAGAGGACGAUAGGCGCAGUAUAAACCUUGCAGCACAAACAGAAGCAGGGGCGGUAGGCCAAAACUCCCAAACAAAUAAUGACUUUCCGUUUUCUGGACUCUUCAGUUUCUUCAAAUCUAGCGACUCAGCAGCUCGUAAAACGCCUCCCCCAUCUCCUCGAGAAAAUAAAAUCUACAAGCGCAGUCAGACUCUGAAAGUGGACGCAGCACCGGAUUCGGCAUCUUCGAGUAGAUCAAAGGUAUCUUCCGGCCAGGAGCUUAGCGAAGAUCCAGCCGGUAAUGUAUCUGCCCCUCCGCGGACGACGUUUUUUGAGUCAGCAGGCGAUCUACUCAAUCCCAAGUUGCCGUCGGUUGAAUAUCUCAUCGAUCCUUCGAAACGCCCACGAACCAUAUUUCAUGAUCGAGUUUAUCAUCCAUCCGAUAUCCCGCCCCCACCACUCAAGAAACGGACGACUAGAUCACUCGCGUUCCGAAAUAAAUCGAAUGGAACUUCGUCUCCAAAAGGAGACCCUGCGAAGAGCCCUUCGCUAAACCCGUCUGUUGGGCAUGCGGACUCCGAAUUAUCAACUCGUGACUACGACGACCCUCUGUCCACCGAUCCUAACAGAGACAGUGAGCACGUCAUCGAUAGUUCCAACAUGAAAGUUGAGGAGAAGAUUGCUCGGGCGUAUCACCGUGGCUUAAGCUGGCGGAAAGUCCUAGUUAAACUAGAACCAGAUGCACACAACAAUAUCAUUGUGCGUCGCAAGUUUGCCAAUGCAUUUGGUUGGCCUGUGGUGAAACACUUAGUGGACGCCCAUUUCAGCGACAGUGCAGCGGCUCGUAGGCAGGACGAAACCGAGCAGGGCGUUGACCGCGCGAAAUCACUUCAUCAAGCACCCGACGAAACUGGCGCUGAGACGUAUACGCAGGAAGAUGCCCAGCCACGAGAAGGCGCAAAUUCCAGUGAUAACCCAAAAAUUCAUAAACACACUAUGAGCGAGACUCUGGAGGCCGCGGACCUCGUACCGGACUUACCAUCGCCAGCCCAGGAGAGACAAUCAGCUCCUUAUAGUUCAAGAGAUUCACCGCCCCGUACUUCAUACGACGGCCUUGAGUCCGCGGGGUGGAGUGACCGCGACUUCCUCGACAGCGGCGAUGACAGCGAGAUGGACAUAGACAUGGCAUAUGGUAAACACCCUAAGAGCCAAUCAAUAUCGGGGGGCAAAGAUAGUGACUCACCAAGAGCUGCUAGCCCGGGGUGGAAUUGGACAGAGAAGAUUGUGGGCAAAGGCGCUGGGAAGAGGGUAAAGAGUCCUAAGAUCCCUCAAGACCCCCCAAGUCCUAAACUAGGAAAUGGGGAUGGGGCCGAGCCUGUUCCCUGAUGAGUAUAAUGAUGUUUUCAGACCCUUCAAUAGCUGAUCUGGAGGUGGGCUACUAGUUUGGAAAGCGUAAACGUGAUAAAGGGACAUGAGCAUGAGCACGAGCAUAAGCAUUUGGAUGCAGCAUAUUAGAUUUCUAACAGAGCAACUUGGAGUAGCGUGGUGGGUUUUUGGAGAUGGCGUCGACCUCAUUGAUACUGGCAAGAGGCAUGACGCCGUCUAAUACACAUAUAUAGUUGUAAUAUUGUGAGCAUUUGAGAACUAUAGAAAUAUACAUGUCAAUAUACAUGAAGUAUAUAUUCUACGUCUUCAUUCUUGUAUCUUCGUAAAUAAGCUAUACAUGAAUUCGGUAGCC
This is a messenger RNA of Annulohypoxylon truncatum, 4262 nucleotides long. Its product is annotated as DUF676-domain-containing protein. Bases 554 to 3910 code for a protein of 1118 amino acids. The transcript has a single exon. Gene Ontology annotation, molecular function: monoacylglycerol lipase activity. The record is from RefSeq and is a predicted model, not a curated record. Lineage: Eukaryota; Fungi; Ascomycota; Sordariomycetes; Xylariales; Hypoxylaceae.